CUCGCAUUCCACGCAUCGCUAUCUCCCGCAUUCGCGCCCGCACAAAGGCGCAUACGGCUUCUGCUCCCCACCAACUCGCGACAACACCGCCGUUGGAUGAGCUACCGUCGCCCAUCCGCACCUCGAGCGACGUUCGCCCAGCGUCUCUCCAGACUACUCAGUGGACCGCGCGCGUCGCAUCCCGCACCUGCGCCAUGUCGUCAAUAACCACAAAGGCCAAUCCGCCCCAGGCCUUUAUCUCCAGCUACGCUCCGCGCAUCCGCACCUACGCCAACUCGCUACUCCAGCCCGUCAUCCCGCAAGCGAACGUACUCCCACCCGCGCGCACAACCAAGCGUGGAACGACGGCCAUAAACUACGCCGAAGAUGGCUAUGACGACGACGAUUUCGAUGACAGCGAGGGCCCCAGACGGCGACCAACGGGGCUGAGGAGCUUAAGGCAGCAGGAUGACCCGGCUGCGGGCAAAAUGGUGGACGCGCAGCUAGGCAAAGAGCUUCUAGCUCCCACAGAAGUGCAGGGAAUAUGGAGAGAAUGGAUGGGCAAGCCGAAGCGCGCGAUGACAGAGAAGCAACUCCAAAUACAGUCGCACCUGCCGCUCACCCUCAUUCCUAUCCGCAUAGAUCUCGACAUUCAGCCUUUCCGUCCGGAGGCUCCACUUCCGACGCCCAACAAUGCGCGAGAAUUUGGCAUUGACGAGAGUCUACCUGCUUACAAGCAACCAGACGUCACACCAGCAUAUCGGUUGAAGGAUGCCUUUCUCUGGAACCUGCAUGAAGCGCUCAUGACGCCCGACCAGUUUGCCAAAGUAUUUGUGGAAGAACUGGACUUUCCAAGCGAGCGGAAACCUGCUCUCAUCAUACAGAUUGCCAGCCAGAUCCGACAGCAAUUGGAAGAGUACGCUGGUGUAGCAAUGCACCCACUCUUCCACUCUGCCAACAUUACUUCGUCCAUUGCGAAUGCUCCGGCCACCCCGAGACCUAUCCAACCUGUGUUCUCCCAGUCCCGCGACCAAUCUUCCACUCCAGCUCCCAACUUCCCUCCGACGCCAAGGCUCACCAACGGCAUGCAGACGCCCCAACCGCAGCCGGUCGGCCAAACCGGGUCCACAAUUUCUGCAACCGCCACGCCCCUGCCACCCAGCAAUGACGUUCUCAACCCGGAUGACACCUAUCGCUGCACCAUAAACCUGAACAUCAACCUCCUAAACCGCCUCUACAGCGAUAAGUUUGAGUGGUCGUUACUGCACCCGCCUGGGUUUGCAGAGGUCUUUGCAAAGCAGACAUGUGCGGAUCUAGGCCUAGCAGGCGAGUGGGUGCCUGCAAUGACACAUGCCAUCUACGAAGCUGUCUUGAGGUUGAAGAAAGAAGCAUGUGAGAACGGAGGUUUGCUGGGAUACAAUGAGAUCGACAAUGAUGCGGCUGAGGGUGCUGAAGCUGGUUGGCGUUACGAUCAAGAACACCUCGCGGAUGAGUGGGAACCAAAGGUUGAGGUCUUGUCGAAAGAAGAGAUCGAGAAGCGGGAGGGCGAUCGCGAGCGCCAGAUCCGGCGUCUGCGUCGCGAAACUGCAAGAUUCAGCAGCACGUCCAACAUGCAGGGAGGUAUACCUCAAGGACAAAGCGACUUUUUCGCGGAACCAGAAGAAAGGAUGGGUCGUGGCGAAAGGAGUAAGAAGAAGAGGAGAUUUAGGUCCCUGAGCCCGGAAGGCAGAGGAACGCCAGAUACCAACGGUGGAUAUGGUGGCCAGGGAGGCGGUCUGCAGGAAUGGGAACGCAACAACUGGCGUUGCUCGCAUUGUCUGGUGCACGGCUCAGCAGUUUGGGCUGUGCGGGACGGACCCAAUGGGCCAAGGUCCCUCUGCCACAAUUGCGGAUAUCUGUAUGAGCGGGACAAGAAGCUCCCGCCAUGGAGUCACAACCUCUUCAUUUACGAUAUCCACACCAGGCGGUGAUUAGCGGUCGUUGGCCGUUGAAUAGCGAUCUAACGUCAAGACAAAUUAUUCCAGCGAGCAGCGUGUUCGUCCCAGUUCCAAAGGCCUCCUCCAUCGAGAGGAGAAGCUAUACAUGCGGAGUUUUCGGCGUCUAAUGAAAGGGAGAAAUGAAGGAAAGCCGCCUUCCGAAACAAGGCGCGCCGUCGCUAUAUCCUAUAUCUUCCAGGAAUCUGAAUUGCUGUCACGGUGCAUGGGGGGCAGCGUCGGGUAGUGUUAGCAAAGACAUCGGAAACGUGGGUGGGUGUAAGAUAUCCGGGAGUGAUGUAUGCCAUGGCUCUCGUAGUCUCUCGGAUUGCUCUUGCUUUUUUUCGCUUUGGGAAGGGAUUAGAGUGGGGUGGAAUUUUGGGAGGGAAUCGAGAAUAAUUCGGUCUUGCUGCGGUCGAGUGUGUUACGCCGUCUGCCUUGACGUUCUGAAGGACUGUCGGGCAGCAUUACAACCUCACGAGAAAAUUCAAAUCUAC
Molecule: messenger RNA, 2449 nt
Organism: Aplosporella prunicola CBS 121167
Lineage: Eukaryota; Fungi; Ascomycota; Dothideomycetes; Botryosphaeriales; Aplosporellaceae
Exons: 4
Coding region: 195-1949 (584 amino acids)
Biological process (GO): regulation of transcription by RNA polymerase II; chromatin remodeling
Cellular component (GO): RSC-type complex; nuclear chromosome; nucleus
Molecular function (GO): transcription coregulator activity
Source: RefSeq, a predicted model, not a curated record